Molecule: messenger RNA, 1688 nt
Organism: Larimichthys crocea (large yellow croaker)
Lineage: Eukaryota; Metazoa; Chordata; Actinopteri; Sciaenidae
Product: sperm flagellar protein 2-like
Exons: 11
Coding region: 138-1436 (432 amino acids)
Biological process (GO): sperm axoneme assembly
Cellular component (GO): manchette; sperm midpiece
Source: RefSeq, a predicted model, not a curated record
CACCAGUGCCACCUCAGGCACCCAGCCCUGCACUGGCUGAUGACAGAAACUCAGAGAAGAGUCUCGAUCAAGAAGUCAAAAACAAAAUACAUAAUGAAUUUUCAGUUGCACUGGAUCACGAGGUGAAUUUAACAAAGAUGCGCAUCGCGCUGUUGAAAGGUCAUGGUCUAGCGAUGGUGCACUCCCUGCAAAGCAGAGCUGAAGAGACCUCGGACAGCAUGCAGAAGUGGUUAGAAGCAAACUAUUUUGCAGAAAUGAAGAGUAUUGAACGACUAUCUGAAGUGGUUCACAACCACAUACAGGCUGGUGAUAAGUUAAAGUAUGAGCUGGUGUUGGAAUUUACUGACUUCUACCUGAAUGGAGACUGCCUCAUGGUGGCUAGCCUGCCUCCCCCUCCCCGUCCACCUACUCUCGAGAAGCCCAUGGCGUCUACCCCCACCAUCACUCAGCUGGAGUCACUCUACAAACAUCUAUGCAUUGUUGCUCCAUCAGGCUUCAUAUCCAGUCCAGAGUUCUUCAAUUUGCUCAGGGACAUCAUCUCCGUUAACUGGGCCAGAAACACCUUGCCUGAGCCCUGGAGCAAGUUGAAUGAAACACAGUUGAUGGAAAUUGUAUCCCUGCUAACGGACGACUAUGAGCUGAUAGACUGGCGUCGGUUCCUGCUCAGUGCUGCCCUCCCUUGGCCAAUACCCUCCUUAAUGCAACUGCUGGUCGUACUACAGCGUUUCAAGGCAGCAGAUGCUGGUGACACAGGCUUUAUAAACGAGGAACAGUACCUACAGUCAGAGUUGUGGUUUUUCAAUGAGAGUGCCCCGCCCGUCCCUGAGGACCCCUCUGAGCCUCUGCCUUAUGAUCGUCUGGCUAACCUACGCAAGUUCUUUUUCCAGUUGUUUGCGGACCACUCUUUCUCUCCUCCUCGAUUGGACUAUGUGUCCAUGUUGCAGUACUUUGCAGCUGACACAAACCCCAAACAGGGCUUCAUCAGAGCCCUUAGUGUAGAACUGGGACAACAUCUCAAGCACUCCUCACCGGGACACCUUGUCAAGUCUAUGCCCAGUAUAGAGGAGGCGACAGAGCUCAGCUCCUCAGAACUUGAUGGAGAGUACAAAGAAGAAGAGGCUCCGUCUACAUCAAGCAGUUUCUUGGGGGACCAAAAAGUGUCUAUCUCUGCUCUCCUUGCUGUCCUCUGUCACAAAGUCACCAAAAUGAAAGAUGACUACCUUCCUCCAGGCUGCCUGAGUCUUGAGGAACACACUGAGCACCUGGUGCAUAUAUUCAGAGAGCUGGGCUACAAGCCUGAGGACUGCAUCCCCUUCUCCGUUCUCUGUCAGCAUCCUUUCACCCAGAUCCUGAUGGAGAGCGCAAAACAUCGCCAGCUUGUAAACAUUCAUAGAGUGCUACUGCCCAGGCAGGAUGAAGGACAAGAGUCAGGAUGAAGGACAAGAGUCAGGAUGAAGAACAAGAGUCAGGAUGUAGGAGAAGCUAGCCGCUUGACAGUUUCCUAAAGAAUAAGACAUAUACAGAACAUAUGCAUACUACUGUCUGUACCACAAUACCAAUACCUCUUUCACUUAAUACGUUAAUAUGAAAGAUGUUGCUUCAGCUAUUCUGAAGUGUUGUUAUUACUUUUUACGUUUGAAAUGUUUGCUGAAAUGCAUUGCUUACUUCAGUAUUGAAUAAAAAGUUUU